This is a messenger RNA of Etheostoma cragini (Arkansas darter), 291 nucleotides long. RefSeq names its product 2'-deoxynucleoside 5'-phosphate N-hydrolase 1 (gene dnph1). The transcript has 2 exons. The record is from RefSeq and is a predicted model, not a curated record. Gene Ontology annotation, cellular component: nucleus. Gene Ontology annotation, biological process: deoxyribonucleoside monophosphate catabolic process. Gene Ontology annotation, molecular function: 5-hydroxymethyl-dUMP N-hydrolase activity. Lineage: Eukaryota; Metazoa; Chordata; Actinopteri; Perciformes; Percidae. The annotation marks the transcript as partial.
ACUGUGUUUGUGUGUGUGUGUGUGUGUGUGUGUGUUACCUCCACAGUGAUCGUUGCCGAGGUAACGCAGCCGUCUCUGGGCGUGGGCUACGAGCUCGGCCGAGCCGUCGACAUGAAGAAGAAGAUCCUGUGUCUCUUCAGACCGUCGUCAGGGCUAUGUCUGUCGGCGAUGAUCCGCGGCGCCGAGGACGGCGAGACGUUCACCGUUAAAGAUUACAGAGAAGAAGAAGUGGAGAAGGUUCUGGAAGAGUUCUUCAACAACCUGAAGAUCAGCCAAUAAAAUAAAUAAUGC